AGGCCCUUCGAUAAAAUCAGGAACUUGCGCUGGCCCUGCAAUGUCAAGGGAGGGGGCUCACCCAGGGCUCCCACAGCUCAGGGGGCAGGCCUGAGCCCUGCGCCCGCCCUGAAUCCAUCCGGCCCCCGACGGGGCACCCCAUCCCAAGGGGCUCCGCACUGGCCCCCACGGAGGUAGGGGACCCGACCGACUGGCACCUCGGCUGGAUGUUACAGGCGUAAAAAUGGAAGGGUUUCCCCUCGUCCCCCCUACGUCGGAAGACCUGGUCCCCUACGACACAGAUCUGUACCAGCGCCAGACACAUGAGUAUUACAACUAUCUCAGCAGUGAUGGAGAGAGUCACAGUGACCAUUACUGGGAGUUCCACCCGCACCACAUGCACAGCGAGUUCGAGAGCUUCGCCGAGAACCACUUCACGGAGCUGCAGAGCGUGCAGGCCCCACAGCUGCAGCAGCUGUACCGCCACAUGGAGCUGGAGCAGAUGCACGUGCUUGACACCCCCAUGGCACCCACCCACGCCAGCCUCGGCCACCAGGUCUCUUACCUACCCCGGAUGUGCCUUCCAUAUCCUGCUCUCUCCCCGGCCCGGCCCAGCUCUGAUGAUGAGGAGGGUGAGCGGCAGAGCCCUCCGCUGGAGGUGUCCGAUGGGGAGGUCGAUGGCCUGGAGCCUGGCCCCGGCCUCCUGCAUGGGGAGACAGGCAGCAAGAAGAAGAUCCGCUUGUACCAGUUCCUGCUGGACCUGCUGCGCAGCGGCGACAUGAAGGACAGCAUCUGGUGGGUGGACAAGGAGAAGGGCACCUUCCAGUUCUCGUCCAAGCACAAGGAGGCGCUGGCGCACCGCUGGGGCAUCCAGAAGGGCAACCGCAAGAAGAUGACCUACCAGAAGAUGGCGCGCGCGCUGCGCAACUACGGCAAGACGGGCGAGGUGAAGAAGGUGAAGAAGAAGCUCACCUACCAGUUCAGCGGCGAGGUGCUGGGCCGCGGGGGCCUGGCCGAGCGGCGCCACCCGCCCCACUGAGCCCCCCGCCCCGGGCUCCCCGCGGGCCAUAGCAUUAACCCCCUGCCCGGCCGGACACAGGGAGGGGUGCCGCCAGGGGCCAAGGGCAGGACUGUGGCGGCCGGGCCCGCCUCCCCGCCCCCCUCCUCCAAGCCCCCUAGCCUUCCCCCGCCUCCUGCAGGACCUCAGCCCCGGGGUCCCCUAGGCCUGGGGUUCCCCAGUCAUACUUGUGUAUAUUGAACCCUGCCCUGAAAGCCUCUCUCCCUCCUUCACACUCCCCAAACCCCCUUUCCUUAUUAAAAUUAUUCUCCCCAAGUCUCUUUUACUGUUUUCUGCCCCCCCCCCCCCACUCCUUAAUCUCAUUUGUCCCACAGAGGCGUGUUUACUGAGCGCCUUGUUCCACACUGGAGGCUGGGGGGCAGGAGGACAGAGGACAGACAGCGCCAGCUGGCGUUAGGCAGGUGGAACAGAACAUAUCCUUGGAGGUGUAAAAGCUUUAGGUUGAGACCCCAGCCCAUGAUGAUGUUAAAAAUAAUCAUGAAAACAGGAGAGAUAGCACAAUAAUUAUGCAAAC
This is a messenger RNA of Erinaceus europaeus (western European hedgehog), 1571 nucleotides long. It is a transcript of the gene SPI1, whose product is annotated as Spi-1 proto-oncogene. Gene Ontology annotation, cellular component: nucleus. Gene Ontology annotation, molecular function: sequence-specific DNA binding; DNA-binding transcription factor activity, RNA polymerase II-specific. The record is from RefSeq and is a predicted model, not a curated record. Lineage: Eukaryota; Metazoa; Chordata; Mammalia; Eulipotyphla; Erinaceidae. Gene Ontology annotation, biological process: cell differentiation; regulation of transcription by RNA polymerase II. The transcript has 5 exons. Bases 224 to 1018 code for a protein of 264 amino acids.